Molecule: messenger RNA, 2319 nt
Organism: Nematostella vectensis (starlet sea anemone)
Lineage: Eukaryota; Metazoa; Cnidaria; Anthozoa; Actiniaria; Edwardsiidae
Exons: 6
Coding region: 188-1405 (405 amino acids)
Biological process (GO): non-canonical Wnt signaling pathway; canonical Wnt signaling pathway
Cellular component (GO): plasma membrane
Molecular function (GO): Wnt receptor activity; Wnt-protein binding
Source: RefSeq, a predicted model, not a curated record
CUCUAGCGUGUCACAUGGGUUAUAAAUUAUGUUGGGCAACAAGUGAAUGUCCAGUGUGUAACUCAAUAGCGUUGUUUGAACAGGGAUCUUCAGGACUACAGGAAAACAAAUCAACAGGGAAUCUUCUUUUCUACAGGAAAACAAAUAUUGGAUAUCUCGGACAAGGUGGAGACGCUUUCAACAAAACAUGCGAAGUUUUAAAGAAGCCGUCUUUUUGAUCUGUGUAUUAGUGUUUCUCGCUGGGAGAGAAGGUUCAGCUGUCUUGACUGAAAGCCCCAAACAAAAACAAUGUGCGCCCUUCAAAAGUGACUCUGGUCUUGCCAAACUUUGUGGAUAUAAUUCAACGGUUAAAUUUCUUUACGAAAAACACUACUCUAUCGCAGAAGCGACUUUAAAACACGCUGCUUUAAAAGUAAAUCAGUGUUCCCCUUACGCAAACGAACUCAUUUGUUCAGUUUUAUUACCAAGAUGUGAAGAAGAUAUUGAUGGGCCGUAUUUGCCCUGUCGGCGAGUUUGCGACGAAGUAUUUAACAAAUGUGGGAAUAUAUUGAGAGAAAAUAACUUUGGCUGGGUAUAUGGAAUGUGUCAGCUUUUAGCUCGGGAGGAUAAUCCUAAAAGCAAGUAUUAUUUACAGAGAUGCUACGAGCCAGAUGGAUUCAAUACUUCAAUUCAAGUCGAAGAUAAACUCGAGUCCCUGAAAUGCCACCCACUAGAUAUCCCUAUAUGCCAAGGGCUGGGGUUCACGGAAACCGUCCUAUCCAAACAAGGCCAACAGGGACUUUCAACAUACAUAAGCAACGCACUUAGUCAGUACGAGGAUGACAAGGACGAGUGUAAGAUCAUGAGGAAGAGAUUAUUCUGUACGCAGAACUUACAGUCUUGCAUGAAUAACAAGAUCGCGUUCUUCUGCAGAGAUAAAUGUAAAGAAUUUGUUGAAAGAAACUGUAGCUAUUCGUUUUACUAUGAUCCUACGUUAUGUAUGGAAUUUCCGGAGGGCGAUUCAGAUGUGGAUAUUUGUGAGCAGACGCACUGGCCGAGAGCGGGGAACUGGCCAGCGAUACGAGACGCUGUCUACACGGCUAUCCCUACAGAAGUACCAACUAAAAACGGCAAUGUAACUACAGGAAUACCGAGCACUACCACUGAUACCAUAAGCUCACCUGGGAUAUUCGGCCGUCAGGAUACAGGAAGUGUGAAUAUCACGGGUGCCGUGGCAGGAGGGGUUAUAGCGGCAGUGUGUCUAAUCAUCAUUGCACUCGGCAUCGCGUAUUUCCUGUACAAGCGCAAGAAGCACCGCGAUCGGUUCCCGUCACUUGAUCACCACGCUCCUUAUAUGGAUGUCGUUGAAAGAAAUGGCGCGAAAAAUAAGGAGGCAGUGAAAGUCGAUUUGAUAAGUGACUGCUGAAUAACUGUAUCUAGAAUUAAAAUCUUAAUUCUGGGAACAUUUUCUAGAAAUAAUUAAUAAUGAAAAAUAGAGCUACAAAGUAGUUCAGUUUCUAUGGCAAAACAAUUUAGGGAGGUAGUUCAACUAUAUAUAAAACACUUUUGUGGAAUGUUCACUCAAGACAAGAUAAAUCGGCCACGUUUGCAUCAUAAAAGAACAGAUGCAAAGAAAAAAAGAACAGAUACUUCCUUGGCUACUUUUAAUAUGUGUGAGCGACUCUGUCGCACAUUUAACCGUAACUUGUAACAAGCAGCUUAAAAAGCUCUAACUCGUCAUAACCAGUCAAACAGGGCUACAUCUGCUACAGUAGGUGGGGGAGGGGUGGAGGGAAGCUGAUGUCGGAUAAAUAUUAAUUGAGGUGUCUGUUGCUCAGCACCAAUCAGAAAGUAGGAAUUCAGCUAGCCCCACUCUUUUUUCCACCAAAGUUUUAUUGAUCCAGAAAAUUAUAUUCGGCGGUCCUUGUGCAUAAGGCGACGAGAAAAUCUAAAAAAAUAGCUAUUCGUUCAAAUGUGGCUUUGGACGUAAGGGAACCACCCCUCUCCCUUCUUCUCCAUUUUAGCUAAGCGUGCUCUAAUUAGACGAAUUUGUAAAGAAUUGUAUAUAUUAUUUAUCGACCCUAAUAUGAAUAUAUUUGGGCAUGGGACGAAGCAUGGAAAAUAUGGGUAACCGAAUCUUUAAAGUUUCUGUUCAGAACUAAACGACGCCAUUGCUUCAGCUACGAUAAUGGAUAUUUUUAUCGAAUUUGUCAAGAAGAGAAAAGACGUGCUUUCUCGUGAAAAAGAAAUACUUAGAUCAGCUCAAACUAAAGUUUUUUAAAACUUUAAAAAAAGAUGUAAAGAUAUCUUCGGAAAUAUAAAUAUAAAUAGUGUUCACUA